UGAAUGCAGCAUCAUGGGAGGGUCUUGUGAGUAUCAGUUUGGUUUCUUCCUCGGCCGCUGAUUAGAGCUGCAACAAGGGAAGGGCAGCAGCGCAGGAAGAAACGACGGAGGUCCUUGGUCAUUUGAAAGCACACGCUGUAGGAGAUGGCAGCCAUCAGGAAGAAGUUGGUCAUAGUUGGGGAUGGUGCAUGUGGGAAGACCUGCCUGCUCAUUGUCUUCAGUAAAGACCAGUUCCCAGAAGUCUACGUCCCCACUGUAUUCGAGAACUACAUCGCUGACAUUGAAGUGGAUGGAAAACAGGUGGAGCUUGCGUUGUGGGAUACAGCAGGUCAAGAGGACUAUGACCGACUGAGGCCUCUCUCCUACCCCGACACAGAUGUCAUCCUGAUGUGUUUCUCCAUAGAUAGCCCUGACAGUUUAGAGAACAUUCCAGAGAAGUGGACGCCUGAAGUGAAACAUUUUUGUCCUAAUGUCCCAAUCAUUCUGGUGGGGAACAAGAAGGACUUAAGGAAUGAUGAACACACACGCAGGGAGCUGGCCAAGAUGAAACAGGAGCCGGUAAAGCCUGAGGAGGGCAGAGACAUGGCCAACCGCAUCAGUGCCUUUGGCUACCUGGAGUGCUCAGCCAAGACCAAGGACGGUGUGCGGGAGGUGUUUGAGAUGGCCACCAGAGCGGCGCUGCAGGUCCGCAAGCGCAAGAAGAGGGGCGGCUGCCUGCUGCUCUGAAGAGGAGGAGCCGGUCAGCUGCUGAGGGAGCACUCCCCCAAACACAGAGAAAACUUAGAGAAACGUUCAAAUCAAUGGCUUCCUGGGACUAUAUUUACAUCACAAACACAGAUAUGCCACAGGCAAAUAUGAAAGACUGACACACCUGUUUAAAAGCAAAACAAAUCAGCUUUUUUAUAUAUACUUGUUUCAACCCCUACUCACACUGUCUGGUUUUUCUUUUUGCUGUUUGUUUGUUUGUUUUUUCCUCACCAGCAUACCAGCCUGUUUGUGCGAGGGGCCAGCCCCCUUGUCCUGUGUAUGAAUGUAUUUGUAUUUAUAUGUGCAUAUACUUUACAUAUAUAUCAUUGUCAUCCUGUGUUAUGAUUGUUUACAGAGAAGGGCCUCCCAGCUCACACACCCACCAAAUGGCCAGCUCUCAGUCCACAGCCACAAAAAGGCAGACAAUUAUUCUCAUGAAGUGCUCUAUUAGAUUCGCUCUAAUAGACUCCAAAUUGAAAAUAUCCCAUGGAACCCCUGCUUCUCCCCAUACUGCAUGUCCCAUCCAUUCUCUCCUUUGUACAUCAGCUGCAGUUUUUAUCCUUGAGCUAUUUGCUAUACCACUAUUAAAUUUACACCCUGAAUGUCCUAUUUCACCGAGUGCUGAGUCAGCAGAGCUCCCUUUGUCUGUUCUCCCCAGCUGUCUCUGCUGACAGAGGACUGAAUCUAGGGCCCAUUCGCGCUGAAUUAAUUCAUCUGCUUAAACCUACAUGAACCAAAAUGGCAACUGCUAUUUGUGCGCAGAGGUUUUUGGAAUGUACCUUGCUCUGUCUCUGCUGUGGUGAGAGCAUAAACUGGCACUGGAGACACAGUGGUCUAUUGUCACAAACACAAUGGUCCCAGUUACGCUCACAUGGGCUGUGACACACCAGACCACACUGACGCCUUCCUGUUCACAGGCCCAUCCUCCUGUUUGUUUGAUUUCUGUGUGAUGGAUUCAGAUCUAGCACCCAGUCAUGAUGAAAUAUUACUGUGUGCUGCAUUUAUUGAGGGCGGUGCACGCAGAUCUCUGCAGGUUUCUGGGCUCAACACCUCUGGAUGUACACUGUAUCCUGCAACAUGAACAUUCAGAUGGAUAUUGACCCGUUCUGUAUAUACAAGUCUGGCUGCUUGACUGACAGCUUGAAAUUUGCCAUUAAUAAUGUGCCAACUCCUAACUUUGGAUCCCCAAAUUGAUAGCUGCUUUGGUUAUAUGAGAUGCGGGGCUUUGUUGGUUAUGUGUAAUAGUCCUUUUAUUUGACGUCACACCAGCCAGCGGAGCUUCUCUGUAUCAGAAAUAUGUAAAUGUAUUGACAUUCCUUGAAAAAUGAUUGUAAAAAUGAAGCCGAUAGGCAGUUUUCCACAAAAAAAAAAACUCAGUUUCAGUGACAAGAUAAACCCCUUGAGUUGAGCAUCUUAUUUUCGAGGGGGUCCUGCAAAGAACAGCCCUAAAACAUUGUUAAAUUUGUGUCACAGCACUGACCUGAGCACAUCCCUCAUCUCGCUACAGGCAGCUCACUGAUGCAGUAGUACUACCUGAGACGAUGUGGUUGAAGUCUGUUGUGCCUGCCCGCACAUCAGGAUUGAAGCAAAGAGAUGUAAUACAUGUUCAACAUCUAGCCUUGACCAGAAACAGUCUGUAACAUAUCCACAAUAGGUUGAGUGUGUGAGAUUGGCCUUACAUCAAGCUUGUCACAAUAGUACGCUGCAACAAUGUGAUCUUGUUCUUAUCUAGCUGACUGAUCAGAGGGUCACGGGUCUGGGCUAAUUCCUGGCUGGGGCUGCCUUGUCGAUAACUGAAAGGUCAGGGGAGUGGGGUGUGUGUCAAGUGUCUUGAUGAGAUGAACAUGUUAAUAAAGUAUUUUUGAAAUGCCAA
Molecule: messenger RNA, 2620 nt
Organism: Myripristis murdjan (pinecone soldierfish)
Lineage: Eukaryota; Metazoa; Chordata; Actinopteri; Holocentriformes; Holocentridae
Product: rho-related GTP-binding protein RhoA-D
Exons: 5
Coding region: 145-726 (193 amino acids)
Biological process (GO): small GTPase-mediated signal transduction
Molecular function (GO): GTP binding; GTPase activity
Source: RefSeq, a predicted model, not a curated record